This is a messenger RNA of Cryptotermes secundus, 2690 nucleotides long. RefSeq names its product neprilysin-1. Gene Ontology annotation, molecular function: metalloendopeptidase activity. The transcript has 19 exons. The record is from RefSeq and is a predicted model, not a curated record. Gene Ontology annotation, biological process: protein processing. The coding region runs from base 40 to 2259 and encodes 739 amino acids. Gene Ontology annotation, cellular component: plasma membrane. NCBI's taxonomy places the organism in Eukaryota, Metazoa, Arthropoda, Insecta, Blattodea, Kalotermitidae.
UCCGCACAGAGACCAGAUAUCGGCAGGCUGUCUCCGAGAAUGAGGCUUCAAGGAGUCCUGUUUCUAGUUCUUACUGUUCUCGCUGUGGUGCGCUGCAGUAGGCCGUGCCGUACCAGCCGUUGCAAGAAAGAAGCGGAGUAUUUACGGAGUUCCUUAAGGCUGACUGAAGACCCGUGCCAGGAUUUCUACGCUUUCGCUUGUGGCAGUUUCAGGACCAUCAACCUCAUGCUGAAUGGACCCAAGAGCUGGGGCCCAUUUGAAAUAGCCGACAACGCCACGGCAUAUGCCAUUAGAUCGAUUCUCUCAUCUCCUGCGAAACGCACCGAUCCCGGGGCCCUGAGGAAAACCAAGCUCAUGUACACUGCUUGUGUGGAUAAUGAGACAAGAGAGGAGCGAGGGCUCCAGCCACUGUUGCGCGUCAUCAAGGCUCUGGGCGGAUGGCCCCUCAUUUCGGACAAAUGGAACGGUAGCGUCACCUGGGGUCACGUGGCCCACGUGAUGGCGCAGUAUGGGAUUCCUCUUUUCUUCGACGUCAGUGUUGAGCCCCACCCUUCGAACAUGUCGCUGAACCUCAUUCACCUAAACCCACCCAGCUUACCAAUGCCCGUCCCACUGCAUUGGUCACCAUGGCUGCGGAAACGUGAGAUAGACACGCUGACGAAACGUGGCAACAAGGACGAAAUUCUGCGCUAUCUGGUGGACGUGGCGAUGGAACUGCGUAACCACGAGGGCUCAACGCAUGCGCACAGGAGCCGUAUCAAGAAAGAGCUGUUGGAUGUCGUGAAUCUGGCACAAAAUCUGCAGGAGAAGUUCGUGGUGCUGAUGUUUACGGACGCGUCAGAUGACACAAUUCCCAUCAGCUCUCUGGACAACAACAAUGGCGAGAUCGACUGGCUCUACUUCCUGCAGACCGUGUUCAGGGACUCGGGGGUCAAUGUGACGUCACAGCAUCACGUGUAUAUAGGCAGCCAUACUUACAUCAGAUAUAUCCUUCACCUCUUCAAGAAUUCUGACAGCAGACUGCUGGCUAAUUACAUUGUCAGCCGCUUGGUGAUGUUCCUGGCUCCAGAGACUACGGAACGCAUGCGCGGCUUCCUCAUACGCUUGUACCAGAGAUUGGAGUUAAUCCCAGACGAUUAUCCUAGUUGGCAGUACUGUAUCAACAGAGUACAUGACUACCCUAACAUCGGCCUCGGAGCCGCUACAGCGCAUGCGUACCGGAAACGCCACUUCCACUCUGAAGACAUGCGUCGCGUGAUGCAGUUAGUGGAAGACCUCCGAGCUGCAACCCGUGAGCUUCUGCACGAGAAUGACUGGGUCGACGAGGAAACCAAGCGUCUGGUGAUCGAGAAGACAGACGCCAUGUUGGUGCUGGCAGGUGUCCCGGACUGGGUGUCCAACGUCUCAGCCCUGGACCUUCACUACAACAAGCUUAUCAUCCAUCGCGAUGACCAUUUCGGCAACGUCAAGAGAAUGCGUUCUUUCUUGCAAGCAUCAAACUUGGCAACGCUGGACAGCAGAGAAGAUCCUAAGCUUAAGUGGAAUUCUUCGCCGUUCCUUGUCAACGCUUUCUACGACUUAGGUAGAAAUAGCAUCACACUCCCUGCCGGUAUAAUGCAGCAUCCGUUCUACUCGGGGCAGGACAAUGAACCUGCGCCGCCAUGUCGCAAGAAUGCAGACAGAAGGAAGGGCAGGAGAAACACAAAUCCGUUGCCGCGUGCAAGGAAACGUCGCUACACGAAGGAGUCCAUUCUCUUGGCACUGGACUACGGACGUUUCGGUUCAAUUGUCGGCCAUGAGAUAACUCACGGAUUUGACGAGAGCGGACAUCUGUAUGGCAGGGGAGGGGAGCCGAAGAAACAGUGGAGCCAACGCAUGGAGCGACUGUUUGUCAAGAAGUCCCUCUGCUUCAGCAAGCAGUACAACCGGCACAACAUGUUCCUGUUUGACACUCUGGAUGAGGACAUAGCUGACAACGGAGGCCUGCGCAAGGCGUACCGAGCCUUCAGGAGAGCCUGGCCGCGUGCGGGCCUGAAUGCGACGUUGCCGAACCUGACGAGCUUCACGCCGGAUCAGCUCUUCUUCCUCGGAUAUGCAACAAUUUGGUGUCACUCUGGUGAUGAGUUCUCACCCGAUGAGCACAGUCCACACCGGGACCGCGUGAUGAAACCUCUCUCUAACAUGAAGGAGUUCAGCGAGGCAUGGAACUGCACCGUGGACUCUCCAAUGAACCCACGGACCAAGUGUGUGCUGUGGUAACCGUGACUAGCCCUCGGCUUCUCUUCAUGCUGCCAGCGUGCCGGCCAAGUAUGAUAGCCAUGAUGUAGCAACAUAAUGUAACCUGUGUAGCCUCAACCACAAGCUUGCAGCGUAUGUCAGAGAUCAAGUGAGAGCACGCGUAACACACUGAUGCACUGAAACAGUUCCCUGCUUUCUUGCAUGGCGUCCUGAGGUUCGCAUUUGGAUAAGAACAUGAAUUUUUGGCAUAGGCUGCCAUAAUCACACAGAAGCCCUCCUGUUAACGUCCAUUUUAUGGAUACAAAUGAUUAAGGCUCAAAAGAUGUCAAAAACGAAAUGAGAUCGAGGGUGCGUGAUUAAUACUAAUGGAUGUAUUGCAACUUGAAGUGGCGACAUUACUAUUGCUAACAGAUAUUACUAAAUGUAUAGAAAUAAACUAAUAUUAUACAUAU